Molecule: messenger RNA, 2251 nt
Organism: Neogale vison (American mink)
Lineage: Eukaryota; Metazoa; Chordata; Mammalia; Carnivora; Mustelidae
Product: quinone oxidoreductase-like protein 2
Exons: 10
Coding region: 4-1056 (350 amino acids)
Cellular component (GO): mitochondrion
Molecular function (GO): oxidoreductase activity
Source: RefSeq, a predicted model, not a curated record
GCCAUGGCGGCGGUGGCUCGAGGCCCGUGGCUGCCUCGGACGUGGCUCUGCAGGAGGGCGGGGCCGGGCUGUGGACGCCACUACCGCGCCGCGCUCUGCGCCGAGCUGAAGCAGCCCUUGGCCAUCGAGGAGGUCGCCUCCCGCCCUGUCAGGCCUCAUGAGGUCAGAGUUGAUGUCCAUUUCUGUGGAGUUAAUUUUGCUGACAUUUUGGUCUGCCGUGGUCAGUAUCAGGAAAAGCCCCAACUUCCCUUCACACCGGGAAUGGAGUUUUCUGGGACUGUACUGGAGAUAGGCACCGAUGUCAGCAUAGUGAAGGAGGGAGAUCGAGUUAUUGGCGUGAGUGGCUUUAAUGUUAUGGCUGAAGAAUGCGUCAUUGACCAAAAGAUGCUGUGGCAGAUUCCAGAAAAGGUCCCCCUCCGAGAAGCUGCUGCCCUACCUGUAUCUUAUGGCACUGCUAUUUUGGCCUUGGAGCAUCGGGCACGCACUCGGCCAGGAGAAACUGUUUUAGUGACGGCAGCAGCUGGAGCCACAGGCCUGGCGGUGAUAGAUGUGGCAACCAACGUUCUUCAGGCUCAGGUGAUAGCUGCAACCGGAAGCGACGAGAAGUGCAAGCUGGCAAUGCAGAAGGGUGCACAGUCCACUGUGAACUAUAGUCAGGGCAGCCUGAAGGAGGCAGUGAGGAAGCUGGUGGGCAGUGCGGGAGUGAAUGUGGCCAUCGACACUGUGGGAGGAGAUGUCUUUCUGGAGGCGCUCCGCAGCCUGGCGUGGGAAGGCAGGAUCGUGGUGGUGGGUUUUGCUGGAGGAAACAUUGCUUCUGUGCCAGCCAACCUUCUGCUCUUGAAGAAUAUCUCAGCCAUGGGGCUGUACUGGGGCCGAUACAAAGAGCAGAGCUUUCCCGUCUUCUCCAGAACCCUAUCCUCGGCUCUUCAGUAUUGCCAGCAAGGGCGCAUCCAGCCACACAUCGGAGCAGUUUUUAAGCUGGAGGAGGUCAAUGAUGCCUUCCUUCAUGUGAUACAGCGUAAAUCCACGGGCAAGGUGCUUAUCUCCCUUAAAUAAAUCCUCACCUCAGCAGUCAACUCAGUGCAUCCAAAUCCAAACUCAUCAUCUCUCCAAAAAACCUCAUUUCCUUCCUGUGCUUCUAAAGGUGUUACCACUUUCCUUAUUAAUCUGCGUUCAAAAUCUUUGAGGGUCGCCUUUGAUUCUGUUUUCUUAUUCCUCUUAAUUAGUGUGACAUAUGCUUUAUUGCCUUAACUUGGAUGUCUUUGGGAGUGAAAGAAUGCUAUUAGUAGUUAAACCAGGAAGGCAGAUGUGCCAAGCAAAGUGGGAUGUAUGGUCAUCCUGUUCAGAAAGCAUCAGUGCCCUGGUUCUGUUGUCCCCACCUCUAAGAUAGCUCUGACCUCUGUAUCCUUUUUCCAUUCUGCCUAAUUAUGUCUCAUCUGCUAAUUUCAGUAACUUCCUCACUGGCUUUCCCACCUUUAAACUACCCCCACGCCUCCAUCCUUGUGAUACACUGUUCCCAUGGUGACCUUUCCAAAGUACAGCUAUGUCUUUGUUUUUACUCAAAACCUGCAAUGGCUUCCCAUUGUCUACCUGGCGGACUUCAGACUCUUCAAGCUAGCAUUCUUUAAUGUCCUUGAUUUUGCCCCGCUCUGCUUUAUGUUACAUCCCUCCGGCCCCUCCGUCUGCACUUACAUUUCCUGCCAACCCUCCUUUGCUCUGCUCCAACAGUUUCCUCUACUCCCUUAUCUCUGUCAAACAUAAGCCCUCCUGACCUCCAGGACUGACCUCUGCCAUGAACGAGGCUGUCACCUCAGGAGGGUGGUCAUUUCUUCCUUUCCACCUUCCUGUAGCUUUUCGCCCAGGAUCUGUCACAUUCUGCCUUGCACCCAAGAGAACAGCUGGUCUAGUAGAAUGAACGCAGCAUUUCACAUCUAAGAUGUGGGUUUGAAUCCCAGUCUUGCCACUUUGGAGGUGGUUACUGAAGGUUCACAAGACUUCCUUUUCUCACUGUAAAGCAGAUGUUACAAAAUCUACCCCGUAAUGAUGCCAUGAGCAAUACGUGCAGUGAUUGGGCAAAGUUUCUGUUGCAUGGUGAGCUAUUAGCGGAUGCUAUCUCCUUUACUUCUUUCUUUCCUCCUUUCCCAAUUUCCUCAAGAGCAGGUACCAUGUCUGAAUCACCUUUGUACUCUCACAAUUCCUAGCACUGUGAGUCACCCUUAUUAAAUACUCAAUAAAUGGAAUUGAUUUUGAA